Molecule: messenger RNA, 560 nt
Organism: Aplosporella prunicola CBS 121167
Lineage: Eukaryota; Fungi; Ascomycota; Dothideomycetes; Botryosphaeriales; Aplosporellaceae
Exons: 3
Coding region: 288-560 (90 amino acids)
Source: RefSeq, a predicted model, not a curated record
GCGAACGUUCCUGGAGAAAGCGGCGACGCGAUGAUAGGUUUCCCGCUAAAGUGACCUCAGCCCUUCACAAAGGUCGCGCUUUCCUUGUUCCGUUCCCAAUGCAACGACGAACCCGCUUGUGAUCGAUGACGUAGACGCUUACCCCGCGACCCGUUCAACGCCUACAAAAGCCUCCUCUUUCUCCGCCUUCUACUCUCCCCUCAUCACUCAAGCUCUCUCAACUACUCAACCAACACAAACACUCAUCAACCUUUUCCACAAACCAAAUCUCAACCACCUCAAUCAACAUGUCUGACGCCGGCCGCAAGGAUUUCUCUACCAAGGCUAAGGAGGAGCUCACCCCCGACUCCACCAAGUCCACCCAGCAGAAGACCAAGGAGGCCUUCACCGACACCGGUGACAAGGUCGCUCGUGGUUUCCAGACCGACGACUCCAAGUCUGCCGGCCAGGAGGCUAGCGACAAGCUCGGCCGCUCCAAGGAUGAGCACGUCCACGGCGGCACCGGCGAGUCGAUUGUCGACAAGGCCAAGAACGCCGUUGGCCUCGGUGACAAGCACUAA